AUGCAGUCUGAGGUGAGCAUUCUUGGAAGAUUUUCUCAUCCUAACCUGAUCAAACUCCUGGGUUACUGCCAAGAAGAUGAAGUACUACUGCUUGUCUAUGAGUUUAUUCCAAAGGGCAGCUUGAGCAACCAUCUUUAUGGAAGUCACUCUGCUGCUUUUUCACUUCCAUGGAUUGUAAGGGUUCAAAUUGUGAUUGACACAGGUCGAGGCUUGGCAUUCUUACAUGCAUCAGAGAAGCAAGUCAUUAACAGAAACUUCAGUGCCUCAAAUAUAUUACUUGAUGGCUCUUACAAUGAGAAAAUAGCAGAUUUUGGCUUUGCAAAACAAGGUACUUCGGCUAGUCAAUCACAUGUGACAACAUGGGUAAUUGGGACGUACGGUUAUGCUGCUCCCAAGACACUUGUACUUGAAGAGCAAUGUCUAUUCUUUUGGUGUCUUUUUAGUGGAAUACUAAAAGGUCUACGAGCACUAGACAAUAACCGGCCAAGCAACCAGAUUAAUCUAACCGACUGGAUUAAGCCUCAUUUAUCUGACAGAAGGAAGUUGAAGGAUAGAACCGAUUCACGGCUGGGAGGAAAAUAUCCAUCCAGAGAUGCAGUACAAAUAGCACAACUGGAACUAUUAUGUCUUGGAAAUGAACCUAAAAGCAGGCUGUCCAUGGAGGAAGUAGUGAAGAAACUAGAACAGAUUGAAGUUACCAAUGAAAGAUCCAAGGACCAUGUUUCUUCUAAUACAAGGAGCCGGGCCUAUCCACUCGUUAGAAGAGCAGAGUGA
Solanum lycopersicum (tomato) is the source of this 774-nucleotide messenger RNA. Its product is annotated as probable serine/threonine-protein kinase PIX13. NCBI's taxonomy places the organism in Eukaryota, Viridiplantae, Streptophyta, Magnoliopsida, Solanales, Solanaceae. Gene Ontology annotation, biological process: protein phosphorylation. Gene Ontology annotation, molecular function: ATP binding; protein kinase activity. The record is from RefSeq and is a predicted model, not a curated record.